Molecule: messenger RNA, 1467 nt
Organism: Cyphellophora europaea CBS 101466
Lineage: Eukaryota; Fungi; Ascomycota; Eurotiomycetes; Chaetothyriales; Cyphellophoraceae
Exons: 3
Coding region: 1-1467 (488 amino acids)
Biological process (GO): transmembrane transport
Molecular function (GO): transmembrane transporter activity
Source: RefSeq, a predicted model, not a curated record
AUGCCCAAAGAUUCUCCCCACAUGACAUCUCCAGAGAUCGAGCAACAUGAUGCUCCUGCCGAAGAAGCCACGAGCCAACCCUCCACCUCCAAGGGCAAGCUCGUGGCCUUCUACGCCCACCCCUGGACACAAAUCAUCCUCAUCAGCAUGAUCUGCUUCUGCUGCCCAGGCAUGUACAAUGCCCUCGGCGGCCUCGGCGGAUCCGGCCAAGUCGAUCCAACCGUCGCAGCCAACGCCACGGUGGCCCUGCUGUCAUGCACAGCGGGCACCGCUCUCAUCGUCGGCGGCCCCGUCUUCAACCGAACAGGGCCUCGCUUGUGCUUUUUGCUCGGGGGCUGGACUUAUGCGCUAUACAGCGGCAGCCUACUGAACUUCAACCAUCAUCCGAAUGGUGCGUUCGUGAUCGCGUCGGGGGCGAUCCUCGGCGUUGGCGCCAGCAUGCUUUGGGUGGUCCAGGGCGCAAUAAUGACAACCUACGUACCUGAAUCGCAGAAAGGCCGCGCCAUCGCCGUCUUCUGGGUCAUCUUCAACCUAGGUGGGGGCAUCGGCAGCCUGGCCUCGUUCGGUCUGAACUUCCACUCCAAAUCCGGCACCGUCAGCGACAGCACGUACAUUGCACUUAUGAUCAUCAUGCUCGUCGGCUGGGCUCUGGGUCUCUUCAUAUGCUCACCGUCACGCAUCCGGCUCGCACAACUGCAUGCCGCCGUAGAGACGGAGUCCCACUCCUGGAAAGGGUCUGCGCAGAUGGUGGUCAAGAUCCUCUUCAAGUGGCGCGUGCUGUGCAUGUUGCCGUUGUUCUUUUCGGCCAACGUCUUCUACUCUUAUCAGCAGAACAUCGUCAACGGUAUGACGUUCAACAUCCGCACCCGCAGUCUGAACGGCGCGCUGUACUGGAUUGCGCAGAUGCUGGGCGGCCUGAUCAUUGGCAUGUUGUUGGACCUACCGUUCCUGAGCCGCACCAACCGCGCUCGCGUGGGCUGGGCGUUCCUCCUCGUCACCGGUAUGGUGAUCUGGGGUGGCGGCUAUGCGUUCCAGCGCUGGCAAGACCGCCGCAUGGCUGAGGGACUCAAGCAGGACAUUGACUAUACUCAGGGCUCGGUGUCCACGGGUCCCAUCUUCCUGUACAUCUUCUAUGGUGCCUACGAUGCUUUGUGGCAGGGCUACUGUUACUGGCUCAUUGGCACGGAGAGCAACAGCACGGCCCGAGCUGCAGUGCUAGUGGGUGCAUACAAGAGCCUGCAGGCCGCUGGAGGUGCUGUGGCCUGGCGAGUCAAUGCGUUGCAUAAGCCGGCAAUGUCACAGCUGGGCCUGAACUGGGGACUGUGUAUCGGCAGCCUCCUAUUCGUGCUGCCCACGGCAUGGACAGUCAACGCCGUGACACGGGCGGAGGACGAGCGGGGAGGCGAGGUCGUGGUAAGUGAUGAGAAGGCAAGGGAGGUCGAAGAGUACGAGCGGGCAGGGCCUUAG